Molecule: messenger RNA, 2865 nt
Organism: Anas platyrhynchos (mallard)
Lineage: Eukaryota; Metazoa; Chordata; Aves; Anseriformes; Anatidae
Source: RefSeq, a predicted model, not a curated record
AUUGGGCGGGCCGGCCCGCGGGGGCGGGGCUUCCCCCCGGAAGCGCGCGGUGCAGCAUGGGCGGGCCGUGCCGGUCGCGCGUGCGCGGUGCGGGCCUGCGCGGGGAAGAUGGUGCUGAUCAAGGAGUUCCGAGUGGUUUUACCUUGCUCAGUGCAAGAGUAUCAAGUUGGUCAACUCUAUUCUGUGGCAGAAGCUAGCAAAAAUGAAACAGGAGGUGGUGAAGGAAUUCAAGUCUUAAAAAAUGAGCCUUACGAAAAGGAUGGUGAAAAGGGACAAUAUACCCACAAAAUCUAUCACUUAAAGAGUAAAGUUCCUGGUUUUGUAAGGAUGAUUGCUCCAGAAGGCUCCCUGGUAUUCCAUGAGAAGGCUUGGAAUGCAUACCCUUACUGUAGAACAAUUGUGACAAAUGAAUACAUGAAAGAUGACUUCUUCAUAAAAAUUGAGACCUGGCAUAAACCGGAUUUGGGGACAUUGGAGAACGUGCACAAUUUAGAUCCAAACACAUGGAAGAGUGUUGAAGUUGUCCAUAUUGACAUUGCAGAUAGAACUCAAGUAGAACCAGGAGACUACAAAGCUGAUGAAGACCCUGCAUUAUUCCAGUCAGUUAAGACUAAGAGAGGACCUUUGGGGCCAAAUUGGAAGAAAGAGCUAGCAACUGAUGAAGAGUGUCCUAAAAUGUGUGCUUACAAGUUGGUGACUAUCAAAUUUAAAUGGUGGGGACUGCAGAACAAAGUUGAAAACUUUAUACAAAAGCAAGAAAAAAGGAUAUUUACCAACUUUCAUCGCCAGCUGUUCUGCUGGAUUGACAAGUGGAUUGAUCUGACUAUGGAAGACAUUAGGAGAAUGGAGGAUGAAACCCAAAAGGAGCUGGAAGCGAUGCGUAAGAAGGGUUCCGUUCGAGGCACAUUGGCUGCUGACGUCUAGAGGAGGUCUCUCUGUAGGUUCUGAGGCAAAUCAAGCUGUUUACGUAAUCAAGGCCAAGUCAGAGGAACAAGUGCUGCCAACGAUGAAUGAUGAUGGAUUUAACCAUCACAUGCAGUGUUGAUAUACAAAUGUGUGUGUGGAUGCAUGAUUAUUUGUAUAUAAUUAUAUAUACGCACAUGCAUACUGAAGGGGGUUGUUACAGUGUCUCCAGGGUACUAUACCUGUCCUCAGCAAAGAUGCAAAGGAAACUGCUUUCAUUAUGUAUACCUGAAGCAAAUAAAAAUCAACUGAGUAGUGUCAUUUAAAGGUUGAAUUAACUGCAGAAUUAUGUUAACUGGUAUGUUUCAUGAAUGUCAAUACUGGACCAAUUUAUUCCUUACUUUUUUUUUCCUGUCUUGAGUCACUCUGCUAUAACUUGCCCGUAUCUCAGUGUAAAGAAACAGAUUGAAAUAAGUUGAUUUCAAUUUUGUGUCUUCCCUAUGUCGUCAUUUUUGGAAUAGGAACAAUGAAUGUAUUUAUAGCUAUUUAUUUCUGGAUUGUCAUUAUCCUACAGUCAAAUCAGAAAGAAAUUUCUAUUAGCAGAAAUUGGAAGACUUUUAAUGUUGAAUGAGUUUGACUCAAACUUUACCCAUUCUCACUGAUUUAAAAAAAAAAUAAAAAUGUUUUAUUGGACUUUUGUACAUUCAAAUGCUAAUGUUUUUUCUUCAUUAAAAUUGGCAAGAUUAAGGAAAAAUGGCUGGUGAUUUAUAAAAUACUUGCAAUUUGGAAUUUUGCGGAAGCUGGCUUUCUAGACAAAGAAACUGACAAUAUUUUUAGUAUAUCUUAGGCCAUGCAGUGAAAAUGGAGGCAGAUAGACCUUGUCUAAAGUAAUACUGUUAAUAAAUAUUGCAGUUUUCCAGAGUUUCAACUUUGGAAGCUAUGCAAAUGGUCUUGAUUUCACACACAUUACACAAUGGAAUAUAAUGGUGAUUUUAGCUCUUUUCAUGUUGAAAAUACACUUAAAAAGAGAUGUAUGCUUUCAGAUAUUAUGAAAGUUUAAAUUGUAGCAUCUACCAUGUUUCUCUGAUAUUUGUUAGGAGUGGACACACAAAAGAAAAGAUGGUGUAAUUAAGGUGGUCUGUAGAUAACUCUCAAAUAGGAAAAUGUCUUCAGCAUUUUUAAGAAAAUAUUGAGAUAGAGCAUAUCAUAGGUAUAUAUUGUCAAAAUGCUUGCUAGAUCAGAAAAAUUAUUUUAGAAACACUAGUUAAGUUCUAAUACUGCCUGGUGUCCCCAGAAACCUCGGUAAGGCAAUCCUUGCUUAAGCAUCCAUCUUUAUAUAAUCUCACAUACAUCCAACUAUUCAGAACCUUUUUUUUCUUAGGCUGCUUACGAAAGGAGUCAUCUGAUUUCUGCAACCAUCAAUGAUAUUUGCCUGAACUUGAAGGGUAGCAGGGCCAGGUCUGCCAUAUGGCUGACCCUGCCAGUGCACGCGUCUGCUGUGAGGGCUGGGCACUGAAGUGCCUGCCAGCAAGUGGACAUUUGUGCAUUUCUUCUGUGCAAUUUCACCUUCCUGUCCUUCAUACUGCAAAGCUGAUGGUUUUUUUGUUUUUCCUUUUUGGAUUAGCGAUUAAAUGAUGCUUGUUUGCUGUACCAACAGGUCGGUUUUGCAAAUAUAUGUACAUACACACAUCAUUUAAAAAGGAGGGCUGUUGCAAACCUGGAAAACUAAGGUCUCAGUUCUCUUUCAAUGGUAGAAUACAAGUUCCACUGUCAUCAAAAUGAGUCAAAAAUGAGUCAUAAUGGAAACUGAGGGAAAGGGACCCUACAACUUUCAUAUCUUUGGACUUGUGAAAAUUUGAGAGAAUCUUGUAGUGAAUGUAAAAUGUUGAGUUUACUUUGGCAGACUUUGGUGUGACCUACAGCAAAACAGUCAAUGAAAUUUAAAUAAAUUUGGUGAUAAAA